AUGGCGAUCGUGGGAGGAGGUAGUAUCGUGCUUGUGGGAAUGUGCGCCGCCUUGGUUUUCAGAUCCUAUUACAAGCGAAGGCUGUCUGGCAUAGCUGAUGUCAAGGACACAGAGUCACUCGCUGUAGUGGCAUUGACGGCGACAUCGAGGCAGGAAGAGCAACCAGAAGUUUCUCACGCCGUGCUUCGUACAAAUCCUAGCAUCAAUGACGGUAGGGUCGAGGAGGUGCCAUCAGAAAUCGCUUUCGCCCCCAGUUCCCAGUCUCUGCAGGUCGAAGUUGGAGAGGGAUACCCAGAGCAGAUCCAGAACCAGCCACUUGCAGGGCCUUCUAAUCAACAUCAACGUCGCUCUACUUCCUAUCCAAACACAUCAUCGUCUGCAUAUCAUCAUGAUAGUGAUCUCGACUCCGCUUCCUUCCACACGAAUCGUGCAUCCUCCUCACGUCCCGGCUCUUUUCCCAUUCGCCCGCUGCCACCCAUACCGCGUUCCCGCCCUGGCAGCAGCAUAACCACAAACCCAAGACAUUCAUUAACGCCUAUCCUUACCGAGUUUCAUAUGGCUGCAGUAGACCCAGGCCCCUCCCGCCGUUGGACUGAUGCGCAUGUCUUUCAAAGAGAAGUGCGGCGCCGGGAGUCCAGGACAGGUCUAUCAACGGCGCAUAGCCAGAGCUCGAUAUUCUCACUCCCACCACCAAGCUAUAACUCCGCGAGGCUGCCUGCGUACCAGCUUCCCGGCGAAGAGGUUCCGCCACUACCCGGCCAGUAUCGCCUGGGAGCAGGCAGUGGAGAUGGCAGCUGGUACAUUAAAGACGACCUUGCAAAGCAAGAACACUUGAAAAUGAGCAGAGGCCACAUAUCGCCAGAGUCACGCAUCAUCGGCUCUGCCGGAGAAAUUGGGUUCCGCCGCCCGCGAGACGUCAACGAGCCACUCGUGCGAGGACAAGUCGGGCCCACCGCCAGAGGUCAAAGGAAAAUCGUGGCCGAGAGUUGA
This is a messenger RNA of Coniophora puteana RWD-64-598 SS2, 990 nucleotides long. RefSeq lists its product as uncharacterized. Bases 1 to 990 code for a protein of 329 amino acids. NCBI's taxonomy places the organism in Eukaryota, Fungi, Basidiomycota, Agaricomycetes, Boletales, Coniophoraceae. The transcript is spliced from 4 exons. The record is from RefSeq and is a predicted model, not a curated record.